Molecule: messenger RNA, 841 nt
Organism: Daphnia pulex (common water flea)
Lineage: Eukaryota; Metazoa; Arthropoda; Branchiopoda; Diplostraca; Daphniidae
Product: fibulin-7-like
Exons: 4
Coding region: 276-644 (122 amino acids)
Source: RefSeq, a predicted model, not a curated record
GAUGGGAACUGGCCGGCAAUAUGGCGAAUUGGCGACCGGGUUCGCAACGUUGUAGCACCGGCUAUCGGUUAAUCGGCGCAGACGAUUCCACCUGCCAGGCGGAUGGAACUUGGUCGACCGUGUCGCCUCAGUGUGAAGCCAGCUCUGACUUGCUUCGCGCCUCCUCCAGCCGUUCCCCACACGAUAGCUCCGGCAUCCGGAAAGCCAAUAGCCACCGCAAUUGAUUCACGCAAUUGAUUCUUCGCUGCCAGGAAGGGUUCACACCGGUCGGUGACAUGACGCUUCAGUGUUUGCACAAUCAACAGUGGUCCACUGUCAAGGGCCAUUGCAAGAGAGUGCACUGCAGUCAUCCAGUUGCUAAAGGAACAGCUUCUGUGGUCGUCAUCAGUGGAGAGGCUGAUGCUGGAAGUGGACAGUACCACUUCGGGGAUCGACUUCUUGUUAGCUGCAAACAUGGUCGCCAUCUAAAGGGAAGUAGUGCCAUAUUAGUUUGCCAGGCAGACGGCCAAUGGACAGGUCAGCCUCCGGUUUGCGAAUCUCAAUGCGAUACGGUUUGUCUAAAUGGAGGCUCCUGCAAUUCCAACAAUCGUAAAUGUACUUGUCAGCCUGGAUACAGCGGGGACCGUUGUCAACACGGUAUUUAAACCAUUUUUUUUUUACAUUAAAUGCAUGUUGAGUUGAGUUGAUUAGAUUUAACAUUUAGUUUGCGUAUAAAACAAACGUAGCUGCUCUCUUGAAUCGCGUACCCACAGCAACUGAAAGAUUUAGUUCACAAUUGCACGCUAUUACUAAUUAAUCGUGUAGAAUAAUUUCUCGACAAGUUGUUUUUUUGUUUGUUUGU